Siniperca chuatsi (mandarin fish) is the source of this 2256-nucleotide messenger RNA. RefSeq names its product cilia and flagella associated protein 97 (gene cfap97). The record is from RefSeq and is a predicted model, not a curated record. Gene Ontology annotation, biological process: spermatogenesis. Lineage: Eukaryota; Metazoa; Chordata; Actinopteri; Centrarchiformes; Sinipercidae. Bases 219 to 1718 code for a protein of 499 amino acids. The transcript has 6 exons.
AGCAACCGUUGCCAGGAAGUGACGUUGUAUAGUUACUAGGCACCACGUCACGGUCACAGCAGUCAGCUGUAGCCCGCUAACGAAGAUUUGCAUGUUUGCGUUUCAUUUAUUCGUCUUCUCUCAACGGAAUAAGGUUACAGCCUCUCUAAAGAAGUAAAUGCAACCGUAAGUGAAACACUGUUUACCUUGCGAGGUUCAGUGUGUUGGGCAAGACUGCCAUGUUCAACCCCAGUGAACUAGAAGGUGAAGUGGAUCAUUCGUUUUUUGACAGUGACUGUGACGAUAGCAGCGUCAGCAGAGAUGGAGGGAAAAAAAUGGAGAAAGGCUUGAAGGCUGAAAAAGAGAGCCCACCACCACAUGAGAUGCUACAUGCAAAACAGACUGAAAAUAGAAAAGGUAGUUUGUCUCCGAGGACUGAUGAGACAAAAAAACACCUGAAGACAGUCGAAAACAAAAGUAGUAGCAGGGCAGAAAGGAAAGAGAACAACUGUCAAUCAAAGAAAGAAGAGAGGAGCAGGGCGUCCAGCACAUCAUCUGUUGCCUGUACAUCAGAUAAAGUCAUCAAUGAUAGCAGUGAUAGUGAGGAAGACUCUAAUUUGCACUCUAAAAGGCACAAUGAAACAUUUAUGGCUUUGUUGGCUGAGACCAGAGAGGAACCUUAUAAGGAUGUGUACAACCAGAGUCCAAAUGAGACUGAAGAAGAAGCAUUACCAUCCAUUGCUAAAAAUAAACAACCUCCUAAAAAACAGAUGAUAAAUUGGCGCACCAGGAGUCCAUCCCCCACUUCAACCGAGGCCAGCGUAGACUCAGAGAGCUCCUGUAGCAGUAGCAAUGGGAGAAGCAGUUUAGGGUCCCCUACCCUUCCCAGGCCCAACAAGUCUCUGUCCCCUGGAGUGAGAAGGACCCGAGUGGGCUCAGCAGGAUCUCAGGAUGUGCCUUCCAGCCGUACAGAGGAGUCAGAGGAUACAGUGACAGAUGUGAGCCCUCUCUCCUCUCCUGACUCUAGCCCACUCCAGUCGUUGGACCUGAACCACAAAGAGGCUGAAGAGGGAAGUCUUAAAGAGCAGCAGCGGGAGAGUGUGCCCUCCAGUGGCCUUUGCAACAUACAUCAAGAUGAGGUCUCAGAUCAGGAUGUAGAUGAGUGCUCUCUCAGUUCAGAGAGUCAGCUUAGAGGCAAACUGCUCUUCCGCUGUCCUGGAGGGAGAAACAGGAAGAACUACUCGUUCACCAAUGAUGAGGUCCGAUGCAUAGACCGCGAGAACCAGCGACUUCUUCGGGAGCUUUCACGCAUUUCUCCGGGGCCCAGACCUGGGAGUACAGCGGGGACGAAAACCUGCAUGGCCAGUAACUUGCCUCACAUUCGCCUCUCUCACAGCGCACUCAACAGGCUGCGGGAACAGCAGCGCAUCGAGAGGGAGAACCUGGCUUUCCUGAAGAGGCUGGAGUCCGUCAAGGCCACACCAGGCAUAAAGCGCUCAGAACAACUGGCAGACUACCAGCGACAAGUUGGAUACCUGGGAGCUCCUUCAUACCCCAUCUGUAUGUCCACCACACAUAAGGAGAGGUCUACCAGCAAGACACCCACAGGUAUUAAAUCAGGUCCCAGGCCGGUCAGUUCUGCCCACCACAGCUCCAGAGCAGUUUCCACCACUGACUCCGGCAGCACACCCAGACCCAGGUCAAAAAAACUGAGUGCAGCCCGACCAGCCUGGUGCUGAGAACACUGCUGUUUUCAGAUAUCUAAUCUACAAAUAAGCACAUCGCUGGUUUCCUUUAGGCAUCUAUUGGUAGCCAUUCAUCACAAAAGUUUGGAAGGUACUACGCUUGAAGGAUCUUUGUUUUUUUUCAUUCAUUUCACCAUUCUUUUAGUUGACUUUAUCGACUAUUCAUUCGAUUUGUGUUGUCAUACUUUUCAAUUAUAAUUUCCACUCUUCAAUGCUGAAAUAUAGCAAAUGAUGCUCUGAGCUCAAAGCUAUUGUAAUGUAUUUGAAUAGUUUAAUUGUGGCUUCUGAAUACUGCAGUAACUCUCCACAACACAUACCAUAUCGUAAUAUUAGCUAGCUGUGUUUUUGUAGGAUAUAUUGCCUAUACUUUAACAGCCGUGUUGAAAUAACAAUUUGUUGUUUAUUAGUUCGUUGAGUGUUAUUUCCAUUAAAUAUGCAAUUGUAUUGUUUGCCCCCUUAUUUCACAUUUGUACAAUUUAUGAUGCACUAGAGAAUUAUGUAUUUGAACAAUUAAAAAAUAUUUUAAAUAUUA